Molecule: messenger RNA, 900 nt
Organism: Trifolium pratense (red clover)
Lineage: Eukaryota; Viridiplantae; Streptophyta; Magnoliopsida; Fabales; Fabaceae
Product: auxin-responsive protein SAUR64-like
Exons: 2
Coding region: 140-736 (198 amino acids)
Biological process (GO): response to auxin
Source: RefSeq, a predicted model, not a curated record
AUAUUCAUGUCUGCAGACUGCAGGCAUAGGAUCAACACAAAUCAUUCACAUCCCAACACAUUUGAAGUUCAAAAACUCUAGUCUUCUAUAUACAAUCAUUGUUUUUUAGAUCAAUCUCAUCUUUUCAACACAUACAACAAUGGGUUUUCGUUUACCUAGUAUCAUCAGAUCAAAGUCAUCAUCUUCAAAAGGUGUUCCAAAGGGAUAUCUAGCUGUGUAUGUAGGAGAGGAAAUGAAGAGGUUUGUGAUUCCUGUAUCAUACUUGAACCAAAUCUCAUUCCAAGACUUAUUAAGCCAAUCUGAGGAACAAUUCGGAUAUGACCAUCCAAUGGGUGGUAUAACUAUUCCUUGCAGUGAAGAUGUUUUCGUAGAAAUCACUUCUAGCUUGUUACACAUCCUUAAUAAAUUUGAGACCUUUUCUCUGUUGAGUUUGUUCUUCCUUCAAACAAGCACAAAAAUGGGUUUCCGCUUACAGUCUAUUCUAAGGGCAUCAGUAACUGCUAGACAAGCAGCAUCAAAAUCUGUAGAAAUACCGAAGGGCUAUGUUGCAGUGUAUGUUGGAGAGAAACAGAAGCGGUAUGUGGUUCAAAUAUCAUACUUGAACCAACCAUUGUUUCAAGACUUGUUGAAUCAAGCUGAGGAAGAGUUUGGAUAUGAUCAUCCCACGGGUGGUCUCACCAUUCCUUGCACAGAAGAUGUCUUCCAACGUAUAACUUCUAGUUUGAAUGUGCUAUAAACUUCACACGGAAAGAGAAUGACAUAGUUUUAUAGACUAGAGACAUUUUUGUAAACUAGGAAUCUUAUCAUAUUGUAGAGAUGGGAAAAGAAAUUACAAUUAUACUGACAAAUUUAUAGAGGACGUAUUUUUUUGCUUAAUGACAAUGAAUUCGAUUACUCAAA